AUAGUGUGACACAGCUCCAAUCCAAUACUACUAAAAGAAAAGUUCAACAAGCGAAAUUGUCAGUGCGAUUGCAACUCUAUAUAUUAUAAAAAUAAAAUUCACACUAAAAUUGAUUACGAAUGCAACUGUCCCUCCCUUGUUUCUCCACGCUUCGCUUCCUUCUUCCUUAUUCUUCAAAACUCUUUCCGCUUCGGCCUCUCUUACAUAUCGCCGCCAUGCCUCCUCACGGUCCUAAUUCUCAGGGUGGUCGUCGAGGCGGAGGUUUCUCCUCCGGUCGCGGUGGUGGUCGUCGUGGUGGUCGCGGCGGCGGUGGUGGUCGUGGCGGUGGCGGUGGUGGUGGCCGUGGAGAACAGCGAUGGUGGGAUCCCGUGUGGAGAGCUGAGCGUUUGCGCCAGCAACAAGUUGAGAUGGAAGUUUUUGAUGAGAAUGAAUGGUGGAACAAGAUUGAGCAAUGGAAAACAGGAGGAGAGCAAGAGAUGCUAAUCAAGCGUAAUUUUAGCAGGGGAGAUCAACAAACACUAUCUGAUAUGGCUUUUCAGCUUGGUCUUUACUUCCAUGCUUACAAUAAAGGGAAGGCUCUUGCAGUUAGCAAAGUUCCUUUACCAGAUUAUCGCGCAGAUCUUGAUGAUCGGCAUGGAUCCACUCAGAAAGAGAUUACAAUGUCCACAGAGACUGAGAGAAAACUUGGAAGUCUUUUGAAAACAACACAAGAAUCAGGGUCUUCAAGUUCCUCUACUUCAGCGUUUAAUGAUCGACAGGACCGUACAGGCACCGCAACUCUUGGCUUGAAAAGACCCGAUUCUGCUUCCAAAUUGUCGGAUUCUCUUGAGAAAGAAAAAUUCAGUGCUGCACUCAGGGAAAGGCAGGAAAGGCUAAAGGCAACCGAGAGUGUAAAAGCACUUCAAGAUUUCAGAGAAAAGUUACCUGCUUUUAAAAUGAAAGAGGGGUUUCUUAAAUCUGUUUCAGAAAAUCAGGUAUUAGUAGUUUCAGGAGAGACCGGGUGUGGUAAAACAACACAACUUCCUCAAUUUAUAUUGGAGGAAGAAAUAGCAUCCCUAAGAGGUGCUGAUUGUAACAUAAUUUGUACACAACCUCGACGUAUAUCUGCCAUAUCUGUUGCUUCACGUAUAUCUGCUGAAAGAGGUGAAUCCAUUGGUGAAUCUGUGGGUUAUCAGAUUCGUCUAGAAUCAAAGCGUUCUGAUCAAACGCGAUUGCUAUUUUGCACUACUGGUGUAUUACUCCGGCGGCUGAUUGAGGAUCCUAAUUUAACUAAUGUAAGCCAUUUGCUUGUGGAUGAGAUUCACGAGAGAGGCAUGAAUGAGGAUUUCUUAUUAAUCAUACUACGUGAUCUCCUUCCUCGACGCCCAGAUUUGCGUCUUAUUCUGAUGAGUGCUACGAUAAAUGCUGACAUGUUCUCAACAUAUUUCGGGAACGCUCCAACUAUACACAUCCCGGGGUUCACAUUCCCGGUUGCAGAGUUAUUCCUAGAAGAUGUACUGGAGAAAAGUCGUUAUAAUAUAAAGCCAUCUGAUGUAGGGAAUUAUCAAGGCAGUUCGAGAGGUAGGAGAAGAGACUCAGAAUCCAAGAAAGAUGACCUGACUACUUUGUUUGAGGAUAUUGACAUCAAUGUUCACUAUAAAAGUUAUAGCUCAGCCACAAGACUUUCUCUCGAAGCAUGGUCUGGUGCACAGAUUGAUUUGGAUCUGGUGGAGGCUACUAUUGAACAUAUUUGCCGUCAUGAAGGUGAUGGGGCAAUUCUUGUCUUCCUCACUGGCUGGGAUGAGAUUUCCAAACUGCUUGAAAAAUUCAACGGGAACAGACUGCUUGGAGAUUCUAGCAAGUUCUUAAUUCUUCCUCUACAUGGUUCAAUGCCGACAGUUAAUCAACGUGAAAUUUUUGACCGUCCACCUCCUAAUAAGCGGAAAAUAGUAUUGACUACAAAUAUUGCUGAGAGUAGUAUUACAAUUGACGAUGUUGUAUAUGUUGUUGAUUGCGGUAAAGCAAAGGAAACUAGCUAUGAUGCUUUGAACAAGGUGGCGUGUCUCUUGCCAUCAUGGAUUUCAAAGGCUUCAGCGCACCAGAGACGAGGACGUGCUGGACGUGUCCAAGCUGGAGUUUGUUAUAGGCUGUAUCCAAAAGUCAUAUAUGAUUCUUUCCCACAGUAUCAGUUACCAGAAAUCAUACGGACACCAUUGCAAGAGUUAUGCCUGCAUAUCAAAAGUUUGAAGGUUGGAUCCAUAGGAUCAUUCUUGGCCAAGGCACUGCAGCCACCAGAUGCACUUGCUGUUGAGAAUGCUAUUGAACUUCUCAAAACAAUUGGGGCUUUAGAUGACAUAGAAGAUCUUACACCCCUUGGUCGGCAUCUUUGCACUCUACCAGUAGACCCAAAUAUAGGAAAGAUGCUGCUGAUUGGAGCCAUCUUCCAGUGCGUCAAUCCUGCUUUAACAAUUGCCUCUGCUCUGGCUUAUCGUAGCCCAUUUGUCUUACCAUUGAAUAGGAAAGAGGAAGCUGAUGAGGCAAAAAGAUAUUUUGCUGGUGAUUCCUGCAGUGAUCACAUUGCUCUUCUUAAAGCAUAUGAGGGAUAUCGGGAUGCAAAGCGUGGUGGAAUCGAAAAAGAUUUUUGUUGGCAAAACUUUCUUUCCCCUGUAACUCUAAGGAUGAUGGAGGAUAUGAGAAACCAGUUUCUUGAUCUUUUAUCAGAUAUAGGUUUUGUUGACAAAUCAAGGCCAAAUGCGUACAACCAAUACAGCCAGGACAUGGAGAUGGUAAGCGCGGUUCUGUGUGCGGGGCUGUACCCAAAUGUUGUGCAAUGCAAAAGAAGAGGGAAGCGCACUGCAUUCUACACUAAAGAGUUGGGUAAAGUUGAUAUCCACCCAGGAUCUGUCAACGCAAGAGUGAAUCUCUUCUCGUUGCCGUACUUGGUCUACAGUGAAAAGGUGAAGACGACAAGUGUUUAUAUCCGAGACUCAACAAACAUAUCAGAUUAUGCACUCCUUAUGUUUGGGGGCAAUCUUAUCCCAAGCAAAACCGGGGAAGGCAUAGAGAUGUUGGGAGGGUAUCUCCAUUUCUCUGCCUCGAAGAACGUCUUGGAACUGAUACAGAAAUUGCGGGGAGAGGUGGACAAGCUUCUGAAUAAGAAGAUAGAGGAUCCGAGUUUGGACAUAACUGUGGAGGGAAAAGGAGUGGUUUCAGCUGUGGUGGAGUUGUUACGUAGCCGAAACAUCAGGUAUUAAGCAAAAUAUCAGUGAGUCUUAUCUUAGUGUAGGAAGGAUUAAAAACCUUAAUUAUUGAUAAACGAAGUCAAUAGUUGAACUCAAAGCUAAGCUUUAACUUUAAAAGAUAAAACAAGUUGUAGUUUAGAGCUGUUGAUUAGUGAGGAUUUACAAUAAAGAGUUGUGGUUAAAAGUUUUGCCUUAUUUGUUUUGGUUAGACCGAGUUUUGUAGUGAUCUCAUUUCCGAUUGCUGCAAUCUUUCUUUGUGGUUAUAAUGUUUUAAGUUGAAACGAAAAUAAACAUGUUAUUGCUUCCUGGCAA
Messenger RNA from Capsella rubella, 3533 nucleotides. RefSeq names its product DExH-box ATP-dependent RNA helicase DExH1. Gene Ontology annotation, cellular component: nucleus; intracellular anatomical structure. NCBI's taxonomy places the organism in Eukaryota, Viridiplantae, Streptophyta, Magnoliopsida, Brassicales, Brassicaceae. The transcript has 16 exons. The record is from RefSeq and is a predicted model, not a curated record. The coding region runs from base 120 to 3233 and encodes 1037 amino acids. Gene Ontology annotation, molecular function: RNA binding; ATP binding.